Molecule: messenger RNA, 2447 nt
Organism: Anas platyrhynchos (mallard)
Lineage: Eukaryota; Metazoa; Chordata; Aves; Anseriformes; Anatidae
Product: aldehyde dehydrogenase family 3 member A2
Biological process (GO): aldehyde metabolic process
Cellular component (GO): cytoplasm
Molecular function (GO): 3-chloroallyl aldehyde dehydrogenase activity; aldehyde dehydrogenase (NAD+) activity
Source: RefSeq, a predicted model, not a curated record
AGCUGGGCACAACGCGUACAGCCACGAGAUCAUGGGAGUGCUGGGGGAGCUGGCCCUGGUCAUGGAGAAGCUGCCAUCCUGGGCAGCCCCUCAGCCGGUGAAGAAGAACCUGCUGACGAUGCGGGACGAGGCGUACAUCUACCCCGAGCCGCUGGGGGUGGUGCUGGUGAUCGGUGCCUGGAACUACCCCUUCGUCCUGGUCAUGCAGCCACUGAUCGGGGCCAUCGCAGCAGGCAAUGCGGUAGUGGUGAAGCCGUCAGAGGUCAGUGAGCACACGUCCCAGCUGAUUGCUGAUAUCCUCCCUCAGUACCUGGACCGGGAGCUGUACCCGGUGGUCACAGGAGGAGUGCCUGAGACAACGGAGCUGCUGAAGCAGAGAUUCGACCACAUCCUGUACACUGGGAACACCGCCGUGGGCAAAAUCGUGAUGGCAGCGGCUGCCAAGCACCUGACGCCCGUCACCCUGGAGCUGGGUGGGAAGAGCCCCUGCUACAUCGACAAGGACUGCGACCUGGCCGUCGCCUGCAGGCGGAUAACGUGGGGGAAGUACAUGAACUGUGGGCAAACCUGCAUUGCCCCGGACUACAUCCUGUGCGAGCCGUCCAUCCAGAGCCAGGUGGUGGAGAACAUUAAGGCGACUCUGCAGGAGUUCUAUGGGGAAGAUGUGAAGAAGUCUCCGGAUUACGAGAGGAUCGUCAACAAGCGCCACUUCAGGAGGAUCGUGAGCCUGCUGGAAGGCCAGAAGAUCGCGCACGGGGGAGAGACGGAUGAGGCCUCCUGCUUCAUAGCACCCACCAUCCUGACGGACGUUUCUGCGGAGUCCAAGGUGAUGGAGGAGGAGAUCUUUGGGCCGGUGCUUCCAAUUGUGUCAGUGAAGGGCGUGGACGAAGCCAUUGAGUUCAUCAACAGUCGGGAGAAGCCCCUUGCCCUCUAUGUCUUCUCCAACGACAAGAAGGUAAUCAAGAGAGUCAUCUCAGAAACCUCCAGUGGGGGCGUUACUGGAAAUGAUGUCAUCAUGCAUUUCUUCCUCUCAACCUUACCCUUUGGUGGUGUCGGGAACAGCGGGAUGGGCGCCUACCACGGCAAGCACAGCUUUGAGACCUUCUCCCACCACCGCGCCUGCUUGAUCAAGGACCUGAAGAUGGAGGGCACAAAUAAACUCCGGUACCCGCCUGGCAGCCAGAAGAAGCUGGAUUGGGCCAAGUUCUUCGUUUUGAAGCGGUUUAACAAGGGCCGCUUGGGACUGAUCUUCUUGGCCCUGCUGGGGGUUGUGGCAGCAGUGGUGAUAAAGAUGGCUUACUAGUGAAGAGAGGAGAAGACACCGUAACCCAUGUGCAAGAUAUUCUGAGUGCUCACUUUGAGUCUAUUUCUUUAAGUCUUUUUUUUUUUUCUUUCCUUUUUGAGCUGGAUUAUUUCAGUGAGCUGUUGAGCACAAAGAGUAGCCCUGGGAAGGCACUAAACAGGGAGAAGCCUUGGACUCGUGUUUACUAAAAGGCUGUAAUGAAAGAAAGGGACCUUUGGGUACAAGCUCUCAAAAGGAGAACAGAAGAGCAAGAGACACCAGUACCUACCACCAGCCCGUGCCAUGCAGAGCACAGCUUCCAGGAACACGCACCCUGUGUCUUACACCAAACUGCUUCACUUCUUUCAGUGACAAACAGGAGCUCAAGUUUCAGCUGUCACUGGGCUGACGUUGUUUUCCCUGCGUUUUUUGGGAUGGUUGCUCUUCUGUCGUGCUCCAAACAGCCACCCUCUUGGUGACAAGUCUGAGGCUGUGCUCCUGCUGUGCUCGCUGAUGAUUUGUGCCCAUAGUGAAGGUUAUGAAUAAACCAAGCUUGCCUUCUAAUUGAGGUGAAAUAUUCCCAGAUCCCUAUGAGCAAGAAUCAUCCAUAGUCGGUCAGGUGAUGCAGACUGCCACCCUUUUUGGGGCUCUGGUUUUCACCACGUGCCUCUUAACAAUUAUUUGACAAUUAGAAGCUAACAAAGAAGAUUAUGCGCUGCUCAUAUUUUACUAAUAAGAAUAUCUUAUGCUUGUACAAAAAAAAAAAAAAAACAAAAAAAACAACUUCAUGGCCUGUAGAGAGAAGUGGUAAUCAUGAAAAACCUGUUCCUGGUUGGAGUCUUUGAAGAGGAAACAAUUACAGGAAGUGCGUGUACUCCUUUGUGUUUGAGCUUCUGGGUCUGCUAUAAUCUUGCACUGGGUUAUAACAGGGGACCUGUUCUAGCUUGGGGAGACAAUACUGGAGAAAUUUAAGAUGAAAGGACUUAGUAAAUGUUGUUUAAAUAAAAUUUAAAGUGAUGAAAGGAAGAGGAAGUAAUUCUUAGAAAAUUGUAUUCGCUGUGCAGGAGGUGGGAUUUCUUCAUGUCUGGUGAAAAUCCAUACAAUAACUAUUUUUAAUUAUAUAUUUUGCAAGUACAAAAUAAAUGCUAAGAACUUAAAUAAUGAA